This is a messenger RNA of Suillus subalutaceus, 357 nucleotides long. RefSeq lists its product as uncharacterized. The transcript is spliced from 2 exons. The record is from RefSeq and is a predicted model, not a curated record. The annotation marks the transcript as partial. NCBI's taxonomy places the organism in Eukaryota, Fungi, Basidiomycota, Agaricomycetes, Boletales, Suillaceae.
AAGGAUCCGCUUUCUAAAUUUUGGGCAGCAUACAAAACUGUUUCUGACGAGUAUGAUGACGACAUGUUAGAGAGGUGCAAUGAAAAUAUGAAUAUAGUCCUGAUCUUCGCUGGUCUGUUCGCCACUGUCAAUACCGCGUUUAUCAUUGCAAUGCAGCUAAAUCCUAGUGACACCACCAACGUUCUGUUGGCACAGCUUAUCCAGAACAUAUCAGAUGGCCGUUCUGCUACCCAGCCAACCAUCCCUCCGUCAUCUACAGGUUUUUCUUCUUCCAAAUUAUGGAUGCAGGCUCUUGCAUAUGCGAGCCUUGCAUGGAAUCUUCUUGCUGCCUAUGGCGCUGUCAUGGGCAAGCAAUGG